UGUCAAUCUGUGACAAGAGCCCGCAGGCGCUUCCGGUUUUUUAAGCACUCAAGACGCAGGCGCUGUGUGCGGCAGUUUCAGUGUUUUGGAGUACACGUUUUAUGCUGGUGGUUGGGUGGUUGCGUGAGGCUGCUGAUUUAGAAGUGUAUAACAUCAUCAAAGAAGUGUUAUGUACAGUAAGUCAUUCAUAAAGCAGUGACUAAAUGCGUACUGGAAAUCUACGAAUUUCGUUUUACAGCGAAAGAGUUUAUGUUAGCUGUUUGUACAAAGUCAUUGGAAGCUUAAAGAGUGAAAGCAAUGAUGAACAGGUUUAGAAAGUGGCUUUACAACCAAAGAGAUCAGACCCACAACUUCUUGCCCAGUUCUACUAUGCUGAUGAAGAACUGAACCAAGUAGCUAGUGAAUUGGAUAGCCUAGAUGGUAGGAAAGAUCCACAGAGGUGCACACUAUUAGUCAACCAAUUCCGCUCAUGUCAGGAUAAUGUUUUAAACAUCAUAAAUCAAAUCAUGGAUGAAUGCAUUUCUGAAGAUAGAGCUAACCGUGACUUUUGUGUCAAGUUUCCAGAUGAAAUAAGGCAUGACAACUUAGGUGGACAGCUUUGGUUUGGGGCAGAGUGUUUAGCUGCUGGUUCUAUCAUCAUGAAUCGGGAAAUAGAGAGUAUGGCAAUGCGUCCACUUGCUAAAGACUUGACCCGGAGUCUGGAAGAAGUGAGAAACACUAUGCGUGAUCAAGCAUUACGGGAUCUGAAUGUUUACACUGAUAAAAUGAAGGAGUCUCUCAAGCAUUUUGAUGUUUUGUUUGCAGAAUUUGAACUAAGUUAUGUUUCUGCUAUGGUACCUGUGAAAUCUCCAAAAGAAUAUUAUGUACAACAAGAAGUAAUCAUACUUUUUUGUGAAACUGUAGAGAGGGCCUUAAAACUUGGAUACCUCACACAAGAUUUGAUUGAUGACUAUGAGCCUGCUUUAAUGUUUACAAUUCCAAGGCUAGCCAUUGUAUGUGGUUUAGUAGUUUAUCCCGAUGGACCUUUAAAUCUGGAUCAUAAACCAGAAGACAUGUCUGAGCUUUUUAGACCAUUCCGCACAUUACUGCGAAAAAUACGGGACCUUCUGCAAACUCUGACUGAGGAUGAAUUGCACUCACUGGAACGUAAUCUUUGUAUAUCACAAGAUGUAGAGUUUCAUGUUGGACCUGAUCCUGAUGUAUCGUCUUCCAUUCCACCAGUAUUGACUGUGGCCUUACCUUUAGAAGACAGGCUUUCAGCAAAAGCUGAAAAUACAGAAGCAGAGUUAGCCUGCUCAAUGCAGUAUGAUGAACAAGAAUUGGAACAGCUUAAUAUGAUGGUCCACAGGGUUGGAGAUGAGAUGUCUUCCUUGCUUUCCCCACCAAGUGUUUGCCAGUCACCAGCUCACAGACCUACAUCAGGACUUGCAUCUGACAAAGAAGGGUCACCUCACAGAAGUGUCCUUGAAAAUACAACAGAUGAAGAAGAUAGGGUGUUCUUUAUGGAUGAUGUGGAUGGAGCAAGAGAAGCCGUUGUUGGUUUGGAGGUUAAUGAAGAGACACUCGCUUGUAUUGGUGCACCUGAUCAUGGCACUGGCCAGCUUCCUGUGUCUGAAAAACAACAUGCUGUUCAGAAUGGCUGUCAAAAUGAUAUCCAUCAAUCCCUAAAGGAAACAGAAGAGAGUAAUGCCACAGAUGCCUUAAAAGGAUUAACUGGUGCAAACUCAUCUUCAGUCACUUGCACUUGUGCAGAGGGGCUUGAUACACAGUUAUACCUCAAUGGCUGGGAUGCAAAUGGAGAUGAGGCAGAGACUGCAGAAAUUAUUGCACAUCGCACAGGAGGAAUGAAAAUUUCAGCAACUGUAAUUUUUAAUCCAAAAUCCCCAACUGUUUCAGAAUCCCCUUUGAGUCCUGAAACUGCAGAUAAUCUUCCUGCUUCUGAUCAGUUACAUGAACUGGAAGAAGGCGAAUCACAGAAGCUUAGUGUAGCUGCCUCAAACUGUCUAAUAAACUCGUGUGUAUGUUGUGGAAGCUGUGAGGAUAGCAAGGAGGAUACCUGUGAAGCAUCUAGAGAAGAAACACAUUCCCAAAAUAAAGUUAUAAAUGCUUCCUACAGUUUAGCAAAGUCAAAGGAAAGUGACAACUUGGAUACUUUGAACUGUGCUCUACCCACCCAUGGAACAAUAAAAGAUGUAUGUUGCUGUAACAUGCAGACUGAAAGAGAUGACACUAGAGAAUCACUCAAAACAAAUAAAUGUGUAAAAUGUCUUGCACAUAGCUCUGAUGCAGAGCUGCACAUUACACAAAAUGGGCCACAAGCAGAAGAGAGAGUUUCAGGUUCUCAGAAGAGGAGUGAUACAAAUAGGCCACAACUUACUAAAGGCAAAGAGAGGAAAGCAGAGACUAAUAUCAGUAGUUUAAAUGGUAAAGUAUCUGAGGAAGAACCAAAGCCAAGUUCAAGUUCAAAGGAUGACAUGCAUGAUUCUCCCCUCGGCUCUAUCUCCAGCAGUGACUAUGAAAGUGUUUCGGUAACUACAUGUAGUCUGUCGAGCACAUACACGCCAAGUAGUCCUAUGAGCAGUUUAACAUCAUCCUCCUGUUCUUUGGGUGAUAUUGAUCAAGAAGAAAUUCAGAUGGCUCUGCAAGCUGCAAAGAUUGCUGCAAGAGAAAAAAUCAGGUCUCGAUUUCACAGCAGCAGUGACCUCAUUCACCGACUCUUCGUUUGUAUCUCAGGUGUUGCUGACCAACUUCAGACAAAUUAUGCCAGUGACCUGCGAAGUAUAUUGAAGACGUUAUUUGAAGUUAUGGCAACUAAACCAGAAAUUACUGAUAAGGAAAAGAAGAAAGUUGGGCAGGGACUGAAGAGUGCAGCACUGGAAGAUUGUGCAUUGUGUCAAGAAAGUAGUUCUACUUCAGAAAUUACCUCAAAGACAAGAGAAGGCGAAUUUGAAGAUCCUCCGGAAUGGGUACCAGAUGAAGCCUGUGGUUACUGCACUGCAUGUAAGGCUCCAUUUACUGUAAUACGCAGAAAACACCACUGUAGGAGUUGUGGAAAGAUUUUCUGCUCACGGUGUUCUUCCCAUUCUGCACCAUUACCUCGCUAUGGUCAGAUGAAACCUGUUCGAGUCUGUACACACUGCUAUGUAUUCCAUGUCACACCAUUCUACAGUGAUAAAGCUGCCAUGUGACACAGGAUUUAACUUUUCAUCACAUGGACAAGUACUGUACUGGAUAUAUAUUCUAAAGAAAAACAAUAACUGGAAGAAUAUCGAGAAAUAUGAUGGAGCAUGUGAGGCUUUGAGAGCCAUGACUAGGAAUUUUAUACAAAUACUUAAUUUUUAAAUGCAUUUUUAAUAAUGAGCUGCUAAAGGGAAGUACUAAGUCUUGAAGUUAUUGGCUGUGGUACAGUCUUCCAUAUAUCAGUAAUAUUAAAAUGCCAUAUACAGCAGCAAAGCACUACAUGGAAAGGGAAUAGGACUAAAAAAAAAUUAAAGCUAAGCUGCAGUGCCACUCAUCUAGUACAAUUAAUAAUGGUUUACAUGGCUGAUUACACUAACCUGAUCACAGCAUAUAAUAACCAAGCUAUGAUGGUUCUGAACCAUUGGGUUGUAUGAAACAAGGCUGUCUUGUAGGCUGUUGCCUUAUUGCCUUUACUUACUAUGGCCAUGGAGCAACCAGCAUGUAACAUUAUGUGUAGUGUCACUUUACUGGUUUGAAAUCAGAUUAAGCAUAUAUAAUGUAUAUUUUCUGUUUGUUUUUUUUUUGUUUGUUUUUUUUGAGAAUUAUCAGAAUCAGUAAGGUUUUAUAUUUACUUAAAAUAUUUUGUUUUUAGACUUUAAACGGAUCUAUUUGAUUGUCUUUGCAGAUACUUAUUUUUAUACAUCUUUUAUGAAUUUAUGCAGUUCCAUAUUGGUGUAACUAAAAUAUAUUAAUUUUAAAAUAAAUGUAAGUGUUACAGGGUUUAAGCUGUAUGGGAACAAAAAUGCUGCAUCAGUAGUAUACCAUGCAUUGUGCUCUUAAUAGAUCACAGAUGAAUCAUAGUCAGAGUCCCUCAAGCUGUACCCUUUCUUACAAAAUUUAUCUUUUAUAAUGGAAGUUGUUAGUCUUCAUCUUCCCCACCUUUGUAUUCUUGUAUGUACUGUUGCACAAGGUUUAACCUUAAUCCCAUCUGUAUUCAGAAGUGGUUGUGGUUGAUGGGAGGUGGAUUAUUGCGGAUUUUUCAGAUUAAAACGAGUUUCCCUAA
Messenger RNA from Protopterus annectens (West African lungfish), 4243 nucleotides. RefSeq names its product zinc finger FYVE-type containing 28 (gene ZFYVE28). The coding region runs from base 507 to 3188 and encodes 893 amino acids. Lineage: Eukaryota; Metazoa; Chordata; Ceratodontiformes; Protopteridae. The transcript is spliced from 14 exons. Gene Ontology annotation, molecular function: metal ion binding. The record is from RefSeq and is a predicted model, not a curated record. Gene Ontology annotation, biological process: negative regulation of epidermal growth factor-activated receptor activity. Gene Ontology annotation, cellular component: early endosome membrane.